CGAGAUGAAAAAGAAUGUUAAAAGCUUUUAUAUAUCUAUUAUCACCACCAGAUUAAGUAUUUUUAUUAGCCGAUUCAAUGGUCCAGAAAUUUAACACUUGUAGAUAAUAAAAUAGACAUAAGUUUUUUGAUGGAACAGAAAUGCGUCUAUUAGCGUCACGUUUUGUUUGGAACAGUUUUGUUUGCAUGUAAACAAACCCAGCUUCUGCACUUGGCGUAUAACGGUAGUCCAGAGGUAGUAUAAAAAGUCGAAAGUUUUUGAUCCGUACGUUUCAGCUAUAAUUUUUAAUUCAUUUACUUCAAAAUGCAUUUUUCUAACUCCUUUGUCUACUUGAUAGCUAUUGUUCUAAUAAUGGCUUCUCUGACUGUUUCAGCUUAUGAAAAUGAAGAAGAAAAACAUCUUGUCUCUGAAUCAAACGCAUUACCAAUCGGUAGUGCCAUGCGUCGCAGGAGAAUAGACAAGGCCGCAAGAAAACGAGAUGUCAAAAACACUUUAUCUAAUAAGGAAGGGACAAACACUAAUAAUCUCUGCGGACACUGUGCUGUCGCUGACAAUAGCUAAAGUCAAAGAGAAAAUAGUGCUCAUAAUCAACGAUCGAAAUGAAUUAAAUAAAUUAGGUCUUCUUUCUCUGUUACAAUGA
Mucor mucedo is the source of this 640-nucleotide messenger RNA. RefSeq lists its product as uncharacterized. The record is from RefSeq and is a predicted model, not a curated record. The transcript has a single exon. The annotation marks the transcript as partial. Lineage: Eukaryota; Fungi; Mucoromycota; Mucoromycetes; Mucorales; Mucoraceae.